Molecule: messenger RNA, 1239 nt
Organism: Halteromyces radiatus
Lineage: Eukaryota; Fungi; Mucoromycota; Mucoromycetes; Mucorales; Cunninghamellaceae
Exons: 3
Coding region: 88-909 (273 amino acids)
Biological process (GO): regulation of transcription by RNA polymerase II
Molecular function (GO): DNA-binding transcription factor activity; RNA polymerase II cis-regulatory region sequence-specific DNA binding
Source: RefSeq, a predicted model, not a curated record
AUUACUUUUAUAUAAAAAUGAAUACUUUUUUUUUCUUUUCUUUUCUUUUUUUUCUUUCUUUCUUUUCUUUUUCAAUCUAUUAUCAUCAUGUCCACUGACAACAAACUUCAUUCUAUAUCUUCUUUAUUAAAUCAAGAAUCACAUUCUAUACCUACACCAACAUCAUCACCCCCAGCUGGAGGACGUAUCUUAUCUACUCACCUUUAUAACACCUUCACUGUAAAUAUAUCUGAUCAUCAACAAGAACCAACCAAUAAUAAUAAUAAAAAAUCAUCAUCCAGUAAUCGAAUGAAAUUGACCAAAUCAUUUCGUUGUGAUCAAUGUUUUCAAACUUUUAGUAGAUUGAAUAAUCUAAAAUCACAUCGUACUACUCAUACAUCUGAACGUCCAUUCCAAUGUAAUCAAUGUCAUCAAGAUUUCCGUCGACAACAUGAUUUAAAACGACAUCAAAAACUUCAUACAGGAGAAAGACCUUUUUCAUGUGCGACUUGUCAUCGUUCAUUUGCUCGAUUAGAUGCUCUAAAUCGUCAUCAAAGAGUGGAAGGAGGAUCAGCAUGUCAACCUAAACAACGACGACCAACAAUACCAGACAUUCAUAUCCCACAUCCUGCUUCCACCAAACAUCAUGAUUCUCUUUUAAUUUUACCAUGGUCUCCUUCUACUCGUACUUUACCAUCACCUUACGCAUCCCCUCCUCUCACAUCCUCACCUCACUCUCCAUCACUUGGUUCUCCUAAGGAACCUGAUUUUUGGAAAUCAGAGUACCAUCAGCUGAAAAAAGCCAUGAUCGCUUUGCAAGACGAAACACAAGCAUUAAAAUCAGCUUAUCAUGAUUUGAAAAUCGAGAAUAAGGUCUUGACAUCUUUACUAUUAUCUAAACAAAAAGAAACAUCAUCAUCAUCAUCAUGAAAUAAUAAUAAAAAAGAGAUCACUUUUUUUUUUCUGACAUGUCUAUAUGGGGAGAAUCGGUCAUUGCCGAAGAUGACUUUUUUUUUUGUGUGUGUGUAUGAUAAGGCUUGGCAUUUUUUUUUCUGGCUGAUCCAAAUGCUAUUUUUAGAGUGACAACGUGCUUACCUUAUUGUCCUUUUUUUUUCCCUUUUUUACAGCCACACUCGAUCGAUUCAUUAUUUUUAGAAUAUUUGUUUUCCCCCUUGGAUUAUCUCUAGAAAAAAAAAAAAAAAGACCGUGCGCCCAGUCAUCAUUACUUUUUUUGGCACCUAAAAAUAAAUCCAUAUAAAA